AUGAGAUCAAGUUUAGGAUUAAGAAGUGAAGUAGGAUCAGAAAAGAGAUCAGAGAUCAGGAGAAAUAGAGCCAAGGUUAGGAAAAGAUCAGGAGAAAAGGAGUCAAGGAACCAGGAUCUGGAUAAGGAGCAGGAGAGAAGGAACCAAGAUCAGGAUCCGUAUCAGAAGAUAUGGAACCAGGAUCAGGAUCAGAAGAUAUGGAACCAGGAUCAUAAUGAGGAUAAGGAGAAAAGAAACCAGGAUCAUAAUGAGGAUAAGGAGAGAAGGAUCCAGGAUCAGGAUGAGGAUCAGGAGAGAAGAAACCAGGAUCAGGAUGAGGACCGGGAGAGAAGGAAACUUGAUCAUGAUAAGAAUCAGGACAGAAGGAACCAGGACCAGGAUAAGGAUCAGGAGAGAAGGAACCAAGAUCAGAAUGAGGAUCAGGAGAGAAGGAACCAGGAUCAGGAUGAGGACCGGGAGAGAAGGAACCAGGAUCAUGAUAAGGAUCAGGAGAGAAGGAACCAAGAUCAGAAUGAGGAUCAGGAGAAGAACCAGGAUCAUGAUGAGAAUAAGGAGAGAAGGAACCAGGAUCAUGCUAAGGAUCAGGAGAAACGGAACCAGGAUCAUAAUGAGGAUAAGGAGAGAAAGAACCAGGAUCAUGAUAAGGAUCAGGUGAGAAGGUACCAGGAUCAUGAUAAGGAUCAGGUGAGAAGUAACCAAAAUCAGGAUAAGGAUCAGGUGAGAAGGUACCAGGAUCAGGAUGAGGAUCAGGAAAGAAGGAACUAA
Messenger RNA from Eurytemora carolleeae, 765 nucleotides. RefSeq names its product U1 small nuclear ribonucleoprotein 70 kDa-like. The coding region runs from base 1 to 765 and encodes 254 amino acids. The transcript is spliced from 4 exons. NCBI's taxonomy places the organism in Eukaryota, Metazoa, Arthropoda, Copepoda, Calanoida, Temoridae. The record is from RefSeq and is a predicted model, not a curated record.